This is a messenger RNA of Purpureocillium lilacinum, 600 nucleotides long. RefSeq lists its product as uncharacterized. The record is from RefSeq and is a predicted model, not a curated record. Lineage: Eukaryota; Fungi; Ascomycota; Sordariomycetes; Hypocreales; Ophiocordycipitaceae.
AUGACGGCAGACCAAGAUUCUCACACCGAGCCCAAGACCAGCUCAGACGCGCUACAAGGCCCCGAGUCGGUAGCUGCGUACGACAUCUCAGUCCCGGACUACUAUCGCGCCAAUCCAGACGUCAACGCGCUUAUUGUCGGGGCCGUGGUAUUUUGCGGCGAUGAAAUCCUGCUCAUCCAGCGGGCGGCAGGCGACUUUGCAGGCCUGAUGUGGGAGAUUCCCGGCGGGUGCUGCGAGGCGGACAAGGACCGCACUGUUCUCGCUGGAGUGGCGAGGGAGCUCCGGGAGGAGACUGGUCUUCAUCUGCGAAGCAUCAAGCGAGUGGUCGACCAGGUCGACAUUCCGCACCACCAAAAGCUGGACUUUAUGUGGCGCAAGGUCACGUUCGAGGUCGACGUCGAGGAGGGCCGGGGCCUUGCGCCAGCGGAGAGAAGAGAAGCGAUCACGGCGGCGGUUAAACUCGAACCGGACGAGCACGAGGACUGGGGGUGGGCGACCGAGGACCAGGUGAAGCAGAAGAAAUGGGCCAAGGGCAUCUUGGACUCGUUACUGCUGCAGCAUGGGUCGAUUCUGCAUGCAUUUCGUACGCGGACGGGAUGA